Microthlaspi erraticum is the source of this 540-nucleotide messenger RNA. NCBI's taxonomy places the organism in Eukaryota, Viridiplantae, Streptophyta, Magnoliopsida, Brassicales, Brassicaceae. The record is from the annotation of a GenBank genome assembly.
AUGGAAUCAACAAGUCACAAACCUAACAGAGGAGAGGAAUGGACCGAGAUUGUAGAAGAAGAGCACAGGAAUCGAUCGAGAUCGGAGACACAGCACAGGAAUCGAUCGAGAGAUCGUAGAAGAAGAGCUCUCGGCGGUGGCGAAGAAGAAGAAGAAGAGAAACGUCGUGUGAAGGAGAAAGGAGAAGCCAAGUGCCAUAAAAACACUUUGGUUUUUCAAAACAACCUUUUUCAAAGCCAUGCUGUUCUUAAAGUCCAUUGCAAAUCAAGAGACGACGAUCUUGGCGAUCACUUUGUAAACUUUCAGGGUCCUGGAUAUGAUUUUAGAUUUGGUGACAACAUCUUUUUGACGACGAAGUGGCAUUGUAGCUUAGCGAAGGGAACUAAUCCGCAAUAUUCUAGAGAGUUUCAAGCAUAUGAAGGAGCUCCAAUUUUUAGACGAUGCAGCGCAGUAUACGCUUGGGAGGCACGAGAUGAUGGUAUCUACUUGUCCAAAAAUCGUGAGCCUCUACAACUCAUGUAUAGUUGGGAUAAAAUUUAA